Molecule: messenger RNA, 3167 nt
Organism: Cotesia glomerata
Lineage: Eukaryota; Metazoa; Arthropoda; Insecta; Hymenoptera; Braconidae
Product: tyrosine-protein kinase receptor torso-like
Exons: 18
Coding region: 601-2925 (774 amino acids)
Biological process (GO): cell surface receptor protein tyrosine kinase signaling pathway; protein phosphorylation; multicellular organism development
Cellular component (GO): signaling receptor complex
Molecular function (GO): ATP binding; transmembrane receptor protein tyrosine kinase activity; protein binding
Source: RefSeq, a predicted model, not a curated record
AAAAAUAAUAAUUUACCGAAAAAAAUCAACCCAAUAAUUUUUAUUAUUCUAAACAAAAUAUAAGGUAUAUAUACCGAACAUAUGUAUAAUUUAUUUUAGUUCCACUUGAUCGGUCAUACCGCGUUGAACACUCGUCAAUAGCUCAUCGUGUUUGUUCUCAAGCUUUACCUGUAUUUGCAUUGUUAUUCAACACUUUGAAUUUUAAAACGAGUGCAAUAUUUAAAUAAAUUUAUAAACUGAAAGAUUUAAGCACGAAAAGUUUGAUAAAAAUAUUUUUUUUUUUUAUAAAAUGCCAAUACAAGAAUUUUAUUUUGUUAUUAAACAAUGUAGAGAAUAACAAACAAACCAGUUCGUUUUAUUUUUGUAAUCGUGGACUUGGUAGAAAAAAUAAGUAAGCGAUAAAUGUAGUUAAAAUUAGAUAAAAAAAUAUGAGUGUUAAACUAAUAUUAUAACUACAUACAAUAUAUAAAUAAAAAUAAAAGGAAAGAUUCAAUUGCAUUCUUAAAAACUGACUCAAAAUGUUACUGUUGAUUGUGUUAUUAUUAUAUGCGAUAAAUAGUUAAUUAUGAAUUGCCGUAAAAACGUUUUUAAUAUUAAAAUAUGUAUUUUAUUAUUUGGUUUUUAUUUAUUGGACGGAUUUAUGGAGAAAUUUUCAACCCGAUUAAAAUUGCUGAUUGUAUUAAUAAUUGUAACAACAGUUUUUGUCAAAAUGAUUGCUAUGGAAAUUUUUAUCCUCAAGGACUUAAAAUUAUUUUUGCAAGCGCUGAUUUUAAUGCAACUUUACAUUGCAAGGACAUUAAUCUUCUGAGUAUUUCACACAAUCCGGGAUUAUUUUUUAUCGAGCAGAGUGCUGCUAAUGGAACUUGGAAUAAUGCACGCGUUAUCAAUGAAAAAAUUUCAUUAUUCGAUAAUUUACUGCCUGGGUCCAAGCAUCGGUACCGCGCACGUCGAAUCACUGAAGAUGGAAUUUCGGAACCGGAAAUAACCGAUUGGUUUACUACAACUGAGUUAAACACUGAACCUGAGCAAGUGAAAGAAAUUUCAGUAAAUACUACGAUACUUGAAAAAAAUUCAACGCAUUUACGAGCAGAUAUUACUUUAAUACCUGGAGAAGAUUUGAGUUGUUUCUAUGACGUUCUGUCGUUAACACGCACUGGAGGUUUAUCUAUUGGAAGUUUUAACGCAACCAAAGGCUUUAAAUUUUAUCUCAAUGGCCUUGAUUACGAUCAGAACAACACGUUAAUAAUAUCUGCUAAAAAUCAAGGUAUUUUGUCAAGCAGUAAAAAUUUGACUUACAGUUUUACAACGCCGGGUUGUUUGGACGUUCAUAAAAAUUUAAGUGUCUGUCCACCAGCUGCAGUGACCGGAUUAAAUAUAUCUCGAAUUCGUGAUUAUCAAGAUAAGUGUAAUUUCACUAUUAUUUGGGACGAACCGGAACUUACGCCUGAUAGUUAUACUAUUCAAAUUUUUACUUUCGAUAGGUCUGAAGAACCUCAAUUAAUUUUUCUUCCAGGGGAAGUAACGGAAGCUAACGCUUCAGUGAAUAAAACUGGAAUAAAUUACAUGAUAAGUAUUAUAGCUGAAUCUCAUGGUGGUAUCAGUACACCAGUUUCCAUUUUUGAAACAUUUGAUCGUGUUGAAAAUUAUCCCGUAACAGUAUUCAAUGAAAUAAUAAUAAUCUCUCCAAUAGUCAUUAUCAUCACAAUUCUGAUGGUAGUCAUACUUUUUUACCUAAAACGUCGUAAAAAUGAGAAACUUCGAAGACAAAAUAAUUAUUGCUCUAAUAUCAAAAAAACAUUGAAUCUGAACCCAUUAUAUAAGAAAUAUUUAAAACCAACUUUGAUAAGUGAGAAUAAAAUAGACAAUGAUGUAUUAUUAAAAAAAGAUAAUUUUGAAAUACUUCCAGUACAACUGAGAAUAAAAGAUGAAUUGGGUAGCGGUAUUUCGGGUAUAGUAAGGCUUGGUUUACUUAAAGUUGACCAACAUGAAUCAAUUCAUGUUGCUGUUAAAAUGCUAAAAGACUGUUCGAGUUCCGAAGAAAUAAGAAAUUUUCACCAAGAAAUUGCCAUUAUGAAAUCUGCUGGUAUUCAUAAAAAUAUUGUUUCAUUAAUUGGAUGCUGUACUUCAAAUAUAAGGCCAAUGUUAAUCGUUGAAUAUUGCAGCCGCGGAGAUUUACAAAGCUUCCUCAGAAAUAAAUGGGAAAAAAUGCCGAAUUGUUCGAAUAGACAAAAUAAAGAUAAGCCAUUGAACCACUCCUGCCAGAAUCCAAGUUACUUUCCAUUAUCAUGGAAUAAAAAUUCAGUAUCAAAUCAAUUAUAUGAUGUACAACAAGAAUUACUUGAAGACAGUGAAGAAGUAACAGUAGAAAACUUAUUAAAUUUCGCUCAACAAAUCGCUAACGGAAUGGAAUAUUUAUCUCUCAACCGAAUAGUCCACCGUGAUUUGGCGGCCCGCAAUGUUCUAAUUUGCGAUGAUUACACUGUAAAAAUUUCCGACUUUGGAUUAAGUCGCGACGUUUAUUGCGAGAAUGUUUACAAAAAAGAAGGUAAUGGAAAAUUACCGAUAAAGUGGAUGGCUAUUGAAGCUUUGACUCAUCAAAUUUACACCACGCAAAGUGAUGUAUGGUCAUUUGGAAUACUUUUGUGGGAAAUAGUAACGCUAGGAUGUAAUCCAUAUCCUGAAAUUCCAACACAUAUGAUUUUACAUUAUUUAAAAUUUGGCUAUCGAAUGGCUAAGCCAUCAAAUUGCGGUCAAGAAUUAUAUAACAUCAUGUUAGCAUGUUGGAAUUCUUCACCACGAAGUAGACCAACAUUUACCGAAUUGAAGCACAAUCUCAAGGCUUUACUAUCUUCAACAAAUAAACACGACUACUUAAACACGAAUGACUCAAUGCAAGUGCCAUAUAAAAUAGAAACUUUAGAAUAAUUAAAUAUAUCGCCUUACAAAUGCCAUGAAGACGUAUAAAAAAAAAAUCCUAUUUUUUUCCGUCCAAAAAAAUUUUUAGUAUGAAGAAAAAUUUUUUUUUUGCAUUUCUGCACGUUUCAUACAAAAAUACGUUGAUUCCCAAAAAAAAAAUUUUUUUCAUAAGCCCUUAGUUCCUAGGAACCAUAAAGACGUAUAAUAAAAAUUCUAUUAUUUUUUCCAAGUCCAAAAAAAUUUGUAGUUUG